This is a messenger RNA of Amblyraja radiata (thorny skate), 2310 nucleotides long. RefSeq names its product RAB30, member RAS oncogene family (gene rab30). Lineage: Eukaryota; Metazoa; Chordata; Chondrichthyes; Rajiformes; Rajidae. The coding region runs from base 193 to 804 and encodes 203 amino acids. Gene Ontology annotation, biological process: Rab protein signal transduction. The transcript has 5 exons. The record is from RefSeq and is a predicted model, not a curated record. Gene Ontology annotation, molecular function: GTP binding; GTPase activity.
GUCAUGGUUAAAGCUGGGAUAAAGUGGGUGCAUUGUGCAAUGUAGCGUCCUGCGGUAAUAGCACUGGAGACUGAUUCAAGAGCAGGGCAGAGCAGAGCAUGACAUGACUGCUGUACUCUCAAACACACACUAACUCCACCUUCCACACGCCAACGACAAGAGGAAAAAAAAAAACCCGAAGCAAGUGUGUCAAUGAGUAUGGAAGAUUAUGACUACCUAUUUAAAAUUGUCUUGAUUGGAAAUGCUGGUGUAGGAAAGACCUGUUUAGUACGAAGAUUUACUCAGGGCUUGUUUCCACCAGGCCAAGGAGCCACAAUUGGAGUUGAUUUUAUGAUUAAAACUGUUGAUAUAAAAGGAGAAAAAGUGAAGCUCCAGAUUUGGGACACUGCUGGACAAGAAAGGUUUCGAUCCAUCACACAGAGCUAUUACCGCAGUGCAAAUGCCUUAAUAUUAACCUAUGAUAUCACCUGUGAAGAAUCUUUCCGUUGCCUUCCUGAAUGGUUAAGGGAGAUUGAACAGUAUGCAAGCAACAAAGUUACCACUGUUUUGGUUGGAAACAAGAUUGAUUUAGCAGAGAAACGAGAAGUAUCCAGAGAAAGGGGUGAAGAAUUUUCAGAAUCUCAGAAUAUGCAUUACCUGGAGACAUCGGCAAAAGAGUCGGACAAUGUUGAAAAACUGUUUCUUGACCUUGCGUGUCAGUUGAUUGGUGAAGCAAAGCAGAGCACACUGGUCAAUAAUGUAGCAUCUCCUUUGCCUGGGGAAGGCAGAACCAUCAGCUACUUGAACUGCUGCAACUUUAAUUAGAUAUGAACACCAGCCCAUUAAAUUGAACUGAUGCUUUGCAGGAGUAUUUUGUUGGUGAAGGAAAUUCCUACAUUUCUUGCCUAUUGACCAAAGCUCAAGCUGAUUUCUGGGCUUCAGUAUGGCAGACAGAUAUUGGGAGAAAAAAACCCAGCCUAAUUAGAAAGCUUUUAUGCUCCAGAUUGCCCAGGUAAAAAUAACAAUAAAAAAUCUAAACUUGUUUUUAAAAAAAUGCCCUUCAUAAUUAUGUUGUGCUUUGAAGUAGCUCUGCCAAAUGCUGACUCUGCACAAUUUGCCAUUUUGCUGCUACGUAAACAAUGAAGGCUUGUAUUAAUAGUUAGGAGUAAUUUGCAGCAUAGAAAGUACAGAAUUUGGAUCUGCUAUUAACAACAUCCUGGUUCCAUGCUUCACACAAUAUAUCGGUGCUAGACUGGUUUUUAUUAAGUUAUCUAUCAUUGAAAAUUUAGUUGGUUAAUAUAAAUGGAAAUUGCCAGUUUGAGAUAGUUCCUGCAUGUUGUCAUUAAGCUCUUUUACAUAGCUCUAAGAAAUAUUGCCAUUCCCUUAAGGAUGCGUUUCAUUUGUGCAACAAGGUUUUAUCUUCUCAAUCUGCAAAUAAUACCAUUUGAACCCAUUAUGGUUUCAUGGAAUAGUAGCUGUUGCAUUUCUAAUUUGGUUUAAACCACCAGGUUUGGAUUUGCCCUAAAAUGUUACAUUUUGUUUGAAGGUGAUCAGGGAAGAUUUUAUCUCUGGAUUGUGUAGCGAAAUUUAUUGACCAUAUUAAUUUGUGAGUUUUGCUACAUAUAUUUUACAAAAUCUUCCUGAUAUAAAUUAUUUCUUCUAACUGAUUCCGACGUUUCUGAAGAUGACAGAUCAUGCUGGGAUAGACCCUUUACUGCAGCUAAAUGCUCUUCUGCCCAAGAGAACCAUUAAACAUGCAUCUGUAGGCGUCGACAUAUUAGGCUCUCGUGGUAUGGUGUCGUCACAACCUCCAGGCAUAACAUCCGUCUAACGACAGCAAUUAUUGAUUGAUUUGGAGAAGGAACUUUGAUCCUAUUUUGUAUUCACAUUUUAAACUAGAUUAGAUUAGUUGCACAUGAGGUGCAAUGAAAUGUUUUUACAUGAAGCUCACAGAGUAAACAGUAUAAAUAAUGAUAAAUAUGACAAAUACAAUGACAAGUGCAAAACAGCAGAAUGGUGCAAGAUCAUAUUGUUCUUGACUGAUGAUUCAGCAUAGACUAAGCAUUCUGUCUAAAGCCUAUGAAUUUCUAAAUUUGAUGUUCUCUCUGUUAUGCUACUUUUGUUGGCUGAUGCUGAAACAUUAAUGCAUUUGCAACAUAAGGCAAUGUGGAAAAACCAUUAACUGCCAUAUUUCAACUGCAAAGAAUUCUUGUGUUAUCUUGUCAAUUAACUCUCGUGUUUUUGAAUAUUGCUGUCUUAAGUUGAAUUGGAAAAGCAUCCGAGCUGCACAUUUGUAUUUGCAUAACAGGAGUUCAAAUAAAACUGCAGGUA